Molecule: messenger RNA, 490 nt
Organism: Zeugodacus cucurbitae (melon fly)
Lineage: Eukaryota; Metazoa; Arthropoda; Insecta; Diptera; Tephritidae
Product: pupal cuticle protein C1B-like
Exons: 2
Coding region: 137-430 (97 amino acids)
Source: RefSeq, a predicted model, not a curated record
GCUGCUUUGAAUAUUGUACCAUUUUUAUCCGUGAAUACCGAAUAGUGUAUAAAAGCCUGGGGCUUCUAAACCAUUGUUAUCACAAUUCACUUACCUCUUCAUUUGUAAGGAAGACCAAUAACCGAAAAUAAACAAAAUGUUCAAAUUGUUCGCUGUCUGCUUCUUGGCUCUCUUCGCUGUUGCCUUCGGUUCUGCUAAGCCCGGUCUCUUGGCUGCUCCAUUGGCUGCUGCACCCAUUGCGCACGCUUAUGCCGCUCCAGUCGCCGCUGCUUACUCCGCUCCCCUUGCCUACACCGCUGGAUAUGCUGGUUACGUCGCACCCUACGCCAGCAGCUACAAUGCUCACUCGAUCGCCCACUCCGCUGCUUUCCCAGCUGCCUAUGCUGCUCCAGUAGUUGCUGCCCCAGCUGUCGCUGUCCUCAAGAAGUAGAAAAUGAACACGUCUACCGAACUUCUGACAAAAUAAAACUAACGAUACUUUGAAAUUUUA